Hermetia illucens (black soldier fly) is the source of this 993-nucleotide messenger RNA. RefSeq names its product fibroin heavy chain-like. Lineage: Eukaryota; Metazoa; Arthropoda; Insecta; Diptera; Stratiomyidae. The record is from RefSeq and is a predicted model, not a curated record. The transcript has a single exon. Bases 1 to 993 code for a protein of 330 amino acids.
AUGAAAGUCUUCUGCUUGUUGGCAUUUGUUGCCGUUGCAUCCGCCACUCUUCAGGGAGGAUACUCUGGCUUAAACUCAGGACUCGGUUAUAACGCCGGAGCCAACUUUGGUUCUGGACUCGGUUCUGGACUCGGUUUUGGCUCUGGACUUGGCUACAGCGCUGGAAGCAGCCUUGGUGCUACUGCAGCUACUCUCGGCGCUACUGCAGCUACCAUCGGUGCCACUGCAGCUCCACUUGGUGUUACUGCAGCCCCACUUGGUAUUGCUGGAGCUAACUAUGGUUCAGGACUUGGAUACAGUGCUGGACUUGGUUACUCCGGUCAAGGAUACACCGGACAAAGUUUCGCUGCUGCCCCAGCUAUCACAAAAUCUUUAACUUCAUUCAGUGGUCUUGGUGCUGGUAUCGGAGCUGGAUUGGGAGCCAUUCAAGGAUCAGGUUACAGUGCCGGUUUAGCUGCCACCCCUGCCACAUACAGUGCUGGUUUGGGAGCCAUUCAAGGAUCAGGUUACAGCGCCGGCUUAGCAGCCACCCCUGCCACAUACAGUGCUGGUUUGGGAGCCAUUCAAGGAUCAGGUUACAGUGCCGGUUUAGCAGCCACCCCUUCCACAUAUAGUGCAGGUUUGGGAGCCAUUCAAGGAUCAGGUUAUAGUGCCGGUUUAGCAUCCACCCCUUCCACAUACAGUGCUGGUUUGGGAGCCAUUCAAGGAGCAGGUUUCAAUGCCGGUUUAGCCGCUACCCCUUCAACUUACAGUGCUGGUUUGGGAUCCAUUCACGGAUCAGGAUACGGUUCCAGUUUAGCCGCCACCCCUUCAACUUACAGUGCCGGUUUGGGAGUUAGUUCUGCAACUGGUUACAGUGCCGGAUAUGGAGCCAACUAUGGAUCUGGUUUCGGUGCUCAUUACGGAUCCGGCUUGGGAUCUGGAUAUAACUACAAAUCCUCAGCUGCCUAUAACGGAUACGGAAGUGGAAUCAACAGCGCCUGGAAGAAAUAA